UGUGAGUUUGUAUUCCUAAAAGCUCAGCAUUCUGUUGGACUGUUAUGCAUGACUCAAACCGAAUAAUUAAUAAACUUUUACAAAUCAACUGGUUCUCUUCUUUCGUGAGAGAGUAGUGUGAUGUUACUACACUGUUUUUAGACUUAUGCUAUUGAAAUUUUGCAAUGCUACGUUGCAGCUGUUACCGUGACAUGCGAUUUUGAGUUAGAUGAAUGUGCAUGGACAAGAGACAAAAAAUGGCUCUUAGCAGAAUCAGGAACAGGUUCACCUAGCAGCGGACCACUUUUUGAUCAUACCACCGGAAGUGGACACUAUGCACUGUUUUCGGGCUCUGCAACUACAGCGACGGAUCCCAGUGGUCAUAUGAACACAUCCUUCACAUUGAAUGAGUCGCAAAUGUUAUCAUUUUGGUAUUAUAUGAAUGGAAAUCAAAUAGGAACACUAGCAUUGAUUCUCAAUGGGCAUAUAAUGUGGUCAAAAACUGGAAGGCAAAGUAGCCAGUGGCUGAACGCUAAUAUCACACUACCGACAAGAGAACUUCUGAAUAUUGAGUUUGUUGCAAAUCGUUCUGAUCUUGGAAAAUCAUCCGAUAUUGCUAUCGAUGAUAUCGUUCUUCACGGCGAGGCAAUUCCAAGUACCAGGACUCCUCGCACACGUCCAACAACAACGCCACGUGCAAGAUCGAAUGCUAGUUGUGACUUUGACUAUGAUCGUGGAACCUGUGGAUGGCGAAUAGAGUCGAACAACGAAUGGAAAGUAGUAGAAGGCAAAGGUGUUGAUGUUCAGAUUGGACCGGGAAGCGACUAUAGUUCAAUAAUGCGAAAAACUCUGGAUGACAAGAACUGUGAAAUGCCCUAUACCGAGGGACAUACACGCUAUUACUGCAUGAUCAGAUCAAAUGUACUGCAAUGUAAAACAAACAACAAUAAAGACUGGACAAAAUGCUCAAAAGGAUAUUAUAUUCAAAUAGAAAGUGGCAAUUUAACUUCACCCGGUGCUAGUGCUCAAUUUACAUCACCGACACUCGAUGCUGUGACUCAAAGUGCUUGUGUAAUGUUUCAGUAUAAUAUUGCUGGCACGGACGACGAUAUCUUAAAUGUGUACAUUCGAGAUUUUUGGUCUGAUCGAGACACACAUGUUUGGUCUCGACAUGGAACUUCUAAUCCAGACAGAUGGAAUUCUGGUGAAGCACCCUUAGAAAUAGACAUGAGUAGCACCAACACAAAAUACCAGGCAAUGAAAGGAAAAUUAAGCGGAACAGGUGUUGUAUCUGUUGAUCAAAUUGUGAUUACGGGUUCUCCAUGUGAGUUAUUUUCAUGUAAAAUGUUUCUGCGUGCUCGAAAUCCGUGUUUUGAUUGUAGGUAA
Messenger RNA from Didymodactylos carnosus, 1365 nucleotides. Lineage: Eukaryota; Metazoa; Rotifera; Eurotatoria; Philodinida; Philodinidae. The record is from the annotation of a GenBank genome assembly.